GUUGAAUUAAAAACAAUCACAUUUGACAUUUGAUGGAAUUAUUUGCCAAAUAAAACGACUGAUUCCAGCUAUCGGACUUCACGCCCGUUUUCAUUGUUAUUGUGCAUAGAAAUAAAUUAUAUUUUAUAAAUAGCAACAUAAUGGGCGUAGAAGUCGAAACACUUUCACCCGGAGAUGGAACUACAUACCCGAAACCAGGGCAAAUCGUUGUCGUACACUACACGGGGACCCUCCAAAAUGGCAAGAAAUUUGACUCUUCGCGCGAUAGGGGCCAACCUUUCAAAUUCACGUUGGGCAAAGGCGAUGUAAUUAAAGGAUGGGAUCAAGGUUUGGCAAAGAUGUCAGUUGGUGAGAGGGCGAGGUUGACAUGUUCUCCUGAUUUUGCCUACGGUUCCAGAGGCCAUCCUGGAGUGAUACCACCAAAUGCCACUUUAAUAUUUGAUGUUGAGUUAUUGAGAGUUCAAUAAAUUUAAACUUGUUAUCUAUAAAACUUGGGGUGGGAAAGUACAGUUAGAAGUUUUGUUUACGCAUUUGUAUAACUAAAUUAACAUGUUAACUGUGGCUUGCCACUAUAUUUUUAAACUGAAAAUCUGUUGGAUUAAAAGAGGCCAAGCAUGUAGCCACCUGCAUGGGGAAAUAAAUAAUUUACCACAGUGGCUGCAGUUAACAUGUUAAGGUUGGUUAAUGAAAAGGUUAAUGCAGUCUGAAAUGUGCCUGAUAAUGUUUACAGCUAUCCAUAGUCUACUUAUUAAAUAUACUUGUGUAACAGCUUUAUAAUAUUGAUGUUGCUAUGUAGGUACUUCCCGUUAACUAUAUGUAUAAACUAUUCUUGCUAAUAUGCAGGCUGUAUAGAUCCAAUUACAUUGAUACAUGCAAUGAUAUAAGCAAAAAUGUGUAGAUACGGCAUUAGUGCUGGACUCGGCUUCAAAAACGACGCAUUACUGCACAAAUAGAUAUCUUUUUAUUAUAAUAAACUCCAAUAUGAAGUUCAAAGGGGAAGAGCAUGUCGUCAUUUACUUUAGUAUCACAUAGGACUGGAAUAGCGAACCUUUAUUGGGUAACGUGCCAUUCAGGGCCGGCCUUAUCUAUCCAAGUGCCCCUUUUUAGUGGCCUUUCUUACAUCCUAAAAAGUUUUUGGUUGGCAUAUUAUACGCGUGCCCAAAUUUUGCCUCGUGCCGCUACUGUCGUGUGUGCCAAUGGUUCGCCAUCCCUGAUACAGGAUAGUUUAUGGAACAUGAUACAAAGGCUGGUUGGUGCUAAUUAGGUCUAUUUUAGCGUGCCAUUAGAAUACUGCUCAUGAUGCAUCUACACAUUUUUAUUAAAACGUCAUUGGGUCCAUGUAUGAAUACUCAACUCUAUGUUAUGAACAGCCAGGAACUGCAGACCAUAUAUUUAAUAUUUAAAUGCAGUGGCACAGUAGUCGGUAGAUUAAUUAUAUAUGAAACCAAAAAUGCAUUUACAAAUCAAAGUUAUACCCAUGUUGGUAAUAAACUAAGGCAUGAUUUUUUUUUCGUUUAUUUCUCUUUAAAACUAUUUUAUUCAAAAUGAUAACUUUAAAACAAAGAUAUGGAUGUUUACAAUAUGUAACGCUCUUUAUGUAACUGUUGUCCAUUUUUGUUAAUAUUUUCACAUAUUUGUUAUUAAUUACAUAUAUUUAUUAUGGUUUGAGACUUAUUAAAUGAUAUGUAGAUGAAAAUAUGUGUAUUAAAUGUUAAUGCUGCAUAACAUGUAAAUUUUGUCCAAAUGUUUUGUUAAGUGUACUCUAAUACUCGGUAAUUGGUUGAGAUUAUUUUAAAAUGCACAAUUAAAGGCUUUGUUCAUAAUUAAUGUAUAAGGGUUAAGUUUGUUACAACAUUCUUUUUUUCAAUAUUGCGUUCUUAACUUUUCUUUGUGCCAGAUUAUUUUCAAUAAAAUAUAUUAUGGAAAUAAAUAAUUAUUUAUUAACUAAAUUGCACAUGAUUUAAAAUAUUGUAUAAAAAUUGUGCCAGAAUGUGUUAUUUGUUAUACUAAUUAAAUUUUUUAACAUGGCAUGGAAUAAAAAACAUGUUUAAUAAAUUGUGUUAUCUAAAA
Manduca sexta (tobacco hornworm) is the source of this 2070-nucleotide messenger RNA. Its product is annotated as peptidyl-prolyl cis-trans isomerase Fkbp12. The record is from RefSeq and is a predicted model, not a curated record. Lineage: Eukaryota; Metazoa; Arthropoda; Insecta; Lepidoptera; Sphingidae. The transcript is spliced from 3 exons. Gene Ontology annotation, molecular function: peptidyl-prolyl cis-trans isomerase activity. Bases 141 to 467 code for a protein of 108 amino acids.